Messenger RNA from Dryobates pubescens (Downy woodpecker), 1646 nucleotides. It is a transcript of the gene MARVELD1, whose product is annotated as MARVEL domain containing 1. Bases 41 to 571 code for a protein of 176 amino acids. Gene Ontology annotation, cellular component: membrane. Gene Ontology annotation, molecular function: structural constituent of myelin sheath. The record is from RefSeq and is a predicted model, not a curated record. NCBI's taxonomy places the organism in Eukaryota, Metazoa, Chordata, Aves, Piciformes, Picidae. The transcript is spliced from 2 exons. Gene Ontology annotation, biological process: myelination.
UCCCGCCCGAGCCGCAGCCGGAGAAGGCAGGGCUCCUACCAUGGCCCGCACGGCUCCCCCUUCAGUGCCGCCGCCGCCCCCGGGGCCGCCAGCCCGCGGUUCUCUCAGCCUCCACCGCGCCUACCUGCGGAGCCCGCUGGGUCUGCUGCGCCUGGGGCAGCUGGUCCUGGGCGCUGCUUUCUGGGUGACGGUGGCGGCUCACAAGUACGAGGGGGCAGCCCACUUUGCCCUCUUUGCCGCCGUCCUGGUUUGGCUCCUCACCCUGGCCCUCUUUGGGCUGAGCCUGCUGGGGCGCUGGGCGCUGGUGCCCUGGCUGGGCUCGCGCUGGCUCCUCACCAACCUGGUGCACGACCUGGCACUGGGUGUGGGACUCUACGCGGCUGCUACCGGCAUCAUGGGCUAUAAGGCUGGGCGGAAAAGCUAUUGCAACCUGCCGGGAUACAGCCAGCAGUGCCUCUACGGUGCGUACCUGAGUGCCUCCAUCUGUGGAGGCAUCACCGCCUUCCUGUACCUCUUCUCUGGGCUCUACUGCCUGUUGCGGCGCUGCCGGGAUCAGCGUGACAUCAUCUGAGACAUCUUGUCGCUCAACUCCCCUUCUUUUCAUCUACCAACGGAGCACAGCCCUGCUUUGGGACAAAGUGACCCUGCCACCCCAUCCCCUCCUGGCUGACUGCACCAUGCUUCCUCCAGAGAGUCCUGCACAGAUGGAUGGACGGACCGAGGCCUUCACUGAGCAUGGCUUCCGCUGCAUUGCAUGAAGACAGCGUGGGCACCCAACCAUGUCACAGGCCCCUCUCCACCCCUGGACAAGCUAUUGCAAGUGGAAGGACCCCAAGCAAAGAGCCCCUAAGAGGGACGACGCUUUAUAGCAGCCCCCCAGGGCCCCUGCCCAACUCCCCUGCCCCUGGCCUUGCAGAUGCUGCGUGCUCAGCUAGGUUCAUGACUGAGCCACCAAGACUGACCCGGGAUCCUACUGCUCCUGCAGGAACAGGCACAGGGUAACCCUGUGGCACUGGAGACUGGCCCACAGUGCUGCCUGAUUCUGUGGUUUUGGGUUUACCGUCUUGGAAAGCUUUAAUCUUGGGACACUCUGGCUCCAUCUCAGAGCCCUGCGCUGUCUGGAGGCUGUGGAGUGACCGAGGGGAAGGGCAAGUGUCGCAGCAUGGCAGUGCUGGGCUGUUGCUGGCACUGUGGCCACACGGGGAACUGGGACCAAGCAUUGUGAGGACACUGCCCAUUUUGGGAAAUGGGAGAAGAGGACUUUGUCAGUGGGGCCAGUCCAGCCCUGGGUCAGGCUCCACAGCCUGCUGGUUGUGAAGCCUGGAGGAGGCCAUGUAGGGUUGGCUGGAGCCAGAAGCUGGGAAUUUUUGGAGAAGCACCACACCAGGGCUUACCCUGUCUCAAACCAUCCUUGCCCUGCUUGCAGGCAAGUCCUUUCUUUCACUCGGUGUGAGGGAGGAUCUAUCCCAGUCUCUACGUGAGCUUGGAUGAGUGUGACAUGUGUCCCUAGCAGCUGACCACAGGAUCUGGCCUUGGGUCUCCUGGUGCCUUUUUGGGGGUGGAGAGACGCAGCUGUGAUCCCCCUGAGGCUUGGAAAGGUCCAGGGUUAGCACUAAGUCACCACUUCCAUUAUGAGGUGUUGCUCC